AUGGCGGAAAUGGUUUCCUUUUCAGUAAGUAAGUGGGUGAUUUCUCGUCUGACAUUUUGGGACGUGUCAAUUGCGUUGUUGGGGCUAUUCAUUUUCAGUUGUUUGCAUGAGAGCCUUACAAGAAAGGGUCCGAUGAUGUGGCCAGUGUUUGGAAUAAUACCAUCAAUUGUCUUCCACUUGAGUGACGCAUAUAAUUGGGGCACCAGAGUUUUGAUAAAAGCUGGGGGAACAUUUCAUUACAGGGGAAUGUGGAUGGGAGGUGCGUAUGGGAUCGUCACAACUGACCCUUCCAACAUUGAAUAUAUGCUCAAGACAAAUUUCCAGAAUUUCCCUAAAGGGAAUCACUACAGAGAGAGAUUUCGCGACCUGCUGGGGGAUGGGAUUUUCAACGCCGAUAAUGAAUCAUGGAUGGAGAAAAGGCAACUUGCAAAGCAUGAGAUGCAUUCCAGUCGUUUUAUGGAGCACUCCUUUAAAACCAUGCAAGAUUUAGUGCACAAAAAGCUAUUGAUUUUAUUGCAAAAGCUGAGUAUUUCAGGGCAGUGUUUUGAUCUACAAGAAGUGCUUCUUCGGCUUACAUUCGAUAACAUUUGCACAGUAGCUCUUGGCGUUAAUCCUGGGUGUUUGGCCCUUGAUUUGCCCGAUGUUCCCUUUGCGAAAGCUUUCGAAGAGGCCACCGAACUCACCUUAUUAAGAUUCUUGAUGCCACCUUUUGUAUGGAAGCCGUUGAAGUUCUUCGGACUUGGAAAUGAGAGACGGCUCAAGGAAGCAAUAAAAGUUGUCCACGAUUUUGCAGAUAAGAAAGUGAGAGAUCGAAGGAACAUACUUGGAAACUUAAGCAAUCAAUCUGAUUUCUUGUCGAGGCUUAUUGAGAGUGAAAAUAAACAAGGCCAAAACAGGCAUUUUCCAGGUAAUUUCUUGAGAGAUUUCUGCGUAAGUUUCAUCUUAGCAGGUCGAGACACAACUUCGGUUGCAUUAGCCUGGUUUUUCUGGCUUAUACACAAAAAUCCACAAGUGGAAAACAAAAUCCUGGCCGAAAUCUACGAAAUUUUAUGCCAUCCCCAGUGUAGAACACAAGAUGAUCACAUCACAGUUUUCACAGAAGAUGGAUUGAAAAAGAUGGUUUAUCUCCAAGCAGCAUUAUCUGAAUCCCUACGGCUCUACCCAUCAGUGCCGAUUGAAAUGAAACAAGUUCUAGAAGACGAUGUGCUCCCUGAUGGAACAAGGGUAAAAAAGGGUGCUCGAGUCUUCAACUUCCUAUUCUCAAUGGCUCGUAUGGAAUCCAUAUGGGGCAAAGAUUGCUUGGAGUUCAAGCCUGAGAGGUGGAUCAAAGAUGGGAAGUUCGUGAGUGCAAACCAAUUCAAAUACCCCGUUUUUAAUGCCGGUCCGAGGCUAUGUCUGGGGAAGAAUUUUUCUUACACUCAGAUGAAAAUGGUGGCUGCUUCAGUACUAUUAAGGUAUUCGGUUAAGGUUGUUGAAGGUCACAGUGUUGUACCAAAGCUGACCACCACACUCUACAUGAAAAGUGGUUUAGUGGUGACGCUAAAGCCUAGGUUGGUAAACAAUGCUUAGUGCUGCCUAUAUUAUAAAACUUGGAGUGAAAAUAUAACGCAGAAUAAUUGAGAUGAAUGUGAGGAAUAUGCAGAUUUGAUUUGUUUCUCGUAUUUAUUUUUACCUUUUGUGUGCUUGGUUGAA
Molecule: messenger RNA, 1692 nt
Organism: Gossypium raimondii (Peruvian cotton)
Lineage: Eukaryota; Viridiplantae; Streptophyta; Magnoliopsida; Malvales; Malvaceae
Product: cytochrome P450 86B1
Exons: 1
Coding region: 1-1569 (522 amino acids)
Molecular function (GO): heme binding; monooxygenase activity; iron ion binding
Source: RefSeq, a predicted model, not a curated record